AAACUCAUAUAUUUGGAGAAAUCUUUCUUCUUCUUUUUUCCUCGUCUCAUAGUGUCUAUUAAAUAUGUUUUUUUCUUUAUGGUGGUUGUCUGUAUUGUAGUCUCUGCCAAUGCUCAACUACCCCAGUUUCCCAUCCUAUUUCCUUUUCCACUCCCAUUCCAACCAAGUCCCGGUAUUCCCGGAUUACCUGAUGUAGCAAAUUGUUGGUCUUCAGUGAUGGGUAUUCCAGGAUGCAUUAUAGAGAUUUACACAUCCAUACUCACAGGACAAUUCGGACAUGUAGGUCCUUCUUGUUGCAAAGCAUUUUUCGAAGCCGAAGCCAAUUGCUUACCUAAACUUCCAUUCAACCCACUUUUUCCUCUCAAAGAACAAUGUUUAAGAAUUGCUAAAGCAGCUCCUCCUACCACAAAAUAGAG
Molecule: messenger RNA, 416 nt
Organism: Brassica napus (rape)
Lineage: Eukaryota; Viridiplantae; Streptophyta; Magnoliopsida; Brassicales; Brassicaceae
Exons: 1
Biological process (GO): regulation of protein localization to cell surface; regulation of double fertilization forming a zygote and endosperm; double fertilization forming a zygote and endosperm
Cellular component (GO): extracellular region; vesicle
Source: RefSeq, a predicted model, not a curated record